AUGUCCAGACACGACCACCAAUCGCUUCCUCCAGAGCUGUGGUUGACUAUAAUUCGCUGGGCGACUUAUGCACCGCUGGGUCUCGACCUACCAAACUUCGAGCCAUUUUAUGGAUCUUCUGAUCAUGACAGUCAGGGAGAGGCGGAUGCCAAGGCUGUCAAGUGUGCAGUGGUUCAAGUGUGCAAGCUAUGGCGAGACCUUGCCCUCGGCAUUCUGUAUGAGGAUGUCAAGGUCGGACGUGGGGUACAAUCCCUCGUAGAGGUAUUGGGGAAGACAUACAAUGAUGAACCGCUUGGAAGAUGUGUCCGCCGCCUUGAACUUCCUUACCAUCACACUGCUACUAUAACCAACACUAGCUCGGAUCUCGCACUGCAGAUUCUGCAACAAUGCCCGGAAUUGGAAACAUUGGUGAGGCCCUUCAUGCAGGGAUCUCCAGAUACAGUACGCUACGAAUUCCCUAUUCGCAGCCACUCCUUCUUGAACCUCAAGAGGCUCGAGUGGUGGCACUACAAUGAUGCUACUCGCUCCGGGGGAAUAAACUCGCUCCUAGACGUUCUACGUCACUCCCCGAAUCUCCAGUAUCUCGUUUUAGGAGGGGAGAUGCGGACUUACACCCAAACUGGCAAUGCACUAGAGCUCCCAGCAUUGAAGACACUUCGUUUAAGACGCAUGAAUCCUCUCUUCGUCCGUCAGAUCUGCCAAUGGCGGCUACCUUCACUUGUCCAUGUUGUUGUAGAUUUCCCACUGGAACAUAACACACUCGACACCAUAUGGCAGGUGUUUGGCGCUCGUCUCUGCACAGUCGAAUUCGCAAGGCAUGUCGGGUUCUUGCUCAGUGAUCAGAUCACCCGUUUCCUACAUGGUUGUCCUCAAGUCAAGGCAUUCAAUUACUUUCUUAACUUCACAUCAUCGCCACCUAUUUUCGAACAACCUUGCGCCCUUGAAUGCAUAUCUUUGCACGCAUUUCCAUGUGGCAUGAUUACAGACAUGAUCACUGAAGCCCAAGAGCGCCUUACGCUACACCUCGCCUUCCUCUCCAGAUCAUCCUUUCCAGCGCUGCGCCGUAUAAUUCUUUAUGGCGAUUGGGAAGAAUUGCUCCGUGAUCCUCGCUUCGUGCAAUUCAGGCAAACCAUGAUUUCCAGAGGCUGCUCGAUCGAACGUGCCACUGGGGACAUGCAUUCCUGCGAUCAAACAUUAAGCGUCUGA
This is a messenger RNA of Suillus bovinus, 1206 nucleotides long. RefSeq lists its product as uncharacterized. The record is from RefSeq and is a predicted model, not a curated record. NCBI's taxonomy places the organism in Eukaryota, Fungi, Basidiomycota, Agaricomycetes, Boletales, Suillaceae. The coding region runs from base 1 to 1206 and encodes 401 amino acids. The transcript has a single exon.